GCCGUCUUAGCCAACUCAAGGAGUCGGCAGACCGGCAGAAGGCGGCGGAUGAGGAGGCCCUCGAGAGCAGCAAAAAGCGCGAAGCCGGACUCGCCUCCGAUGUGGAACGCCUGCAGCAGGAAGUUGCGGAAGCUGCCCAAAACCUGGAAGAGACCAAAGCCAAG
Molecule: messenger RNA, 164 nt
Organism: Symbiodinium sp. CCMP2456
Lineage: Eukaryota; Dinophyceae; Suessiales; Symbiodiniaceae
Source: the annotation of a GenBank genome assembly